AUGGCGGAUUAUCAGCAGGGUCGGUCUAACGGACAGCGUCCCAGCGAAUAUGGCCAUGCCUCGAACCAUCAGCGAGACGCAGCGUUCUCGAACAUCUUUGGAGCUGCCCCUUCUGGUCGAUCCCAAACGAUGAACUCUUCAGUAGUUCCCCCUUCAGCGGGCGUGGCCCAUCGCACCCAGACAAUGAAUCCGCAGACCUCGCCGAUAUAUGGUGGUAUGCAACGACAGCCUCCACCUCGACAAUCGUACAACGGCUAUUCACCUUCGCCCGGAGGGGGCCCGAAUGCUGGAAAUAUGUCGAACGGAUACCACCCAGGUCCAAGACCACAGCAACCAGGCCAGAUUCCGUCGCAACCUCAGCCUCAGUAUCUGCCGCAACAAGUACGCCAAGAUCGCAGACCAUAUCCUUCACCACAACGCAUCGAUCCCCGUGGCGGACCUCAACAGCAGCACUAUCCCCCAAAACCCCCACCACAGCAGCAACAGCGAUAUUAUCAGGGUCCACCAGCGCUGAAUUCCGACGCCUACCGUUCCCAGUCGCUGGCAAGCAUACCCCGGCCGCAAAUGUAUCAACCACCUCCGAGUACUUACCAACAAGCACCUGCGAAUGCCUUCAGGCAAGCUCCAUAUCACGGACAGGCCUCGAGAACGACUGCCCAAGGGCGUAUAGUUCCUGAAAGGCACGAUGAGCGAGCGAUGUCCAUGACUAGCCAUCCUCAAGAUCGCGACCAGCACCAGACAAUGAGCGGCCGAGUGAUCCCGAAUCGAAGAACAUCGUCUGGGACACAAGAUGCUCCAGCCUACCAAUAUGCUUCUGGCCCACGAAGUCCUGCCACCCAGACACGAGCUACUAGCAUGGUUUCCUCAACUACUGCAGGGGAUAUGAGCCGAUCAAUGUCGAUGGCAUCAACGAUCGUCCCCAGUGAGCGAACAGAUUCACUUCAGCACCGUCCUUCAGUGACGAAGUCUGUUGGCAGUGGUACAGGCGGUCGACGUAAAUCUCCAUUGGUGUAUCCCGCAUUGAUCUCACGGGUGGCCGAAUGCUUUCGGGAUAAGAUUACCGUGGGGGAUCGGACAAAGAAUGACCUCACGUACAAGAAUGCUUUUAGUGGAGCUGAUGCGGUUGAUGUUAUCUCUUAUAUCAUCAAGACCACGGAUAGAAAUCUGGCGCUGUUGCUCGGCCGAGCUUUGGAUGCGCAGAAAUUUUUCCACGAUGUGACUUAUGAGCACCGACUUCGUGACUCGCCCGUCGAAUUGUACCAGUUCCGCGAGACCAUGAUGGACGAGCCACAUGAAGCACCGGAAGUGAAUGGUAUUUUUGUGCUUCUCAGCGAGUGCUAUUCUCCGACUUGCACGAGAGAUCAGUUGUGUUACUCAAUAGCAUGCCCCCGAAGAUUAGAGCAGCAAUCAAGAUUGAACUUGCAGCCCCAGCCUGGUCUCCGACGCGAGAAAUCGGAAGCCAGUCUCCACGAUGUAGACGAGCCAGAUGAACAGAAACUUUGGAUCAAUACGGUGUCAAAGGAAGUCGCAGAUAGCGUCAGCGAACGAGAAAAGAAACGCCAAGAAGUCAUUUCUGAAAUUGUGUACACCGAGAGAGAUUUCGUGAAGGAUUUGGAAUAUUUACGAGAUCUGUGGAUCCUUCCUUUGCGCUCUACAAACCCAGCGGCCCCGUCACCAAUCCCAGAAUCAAGGAGAGAGAAAACUGUUAAAACUAUAUUUACGAACAUUGUCGAUCCUCCCAGCAUCCACGCAGUAAGCUCACGUUUUGCCCGAUCUCUAACAGAGCGGCAGACCAAAGGGCCGGUCGUUAAGUCUGUUGGCGACAUUUUCCUCGAAUUCGUGCCACAGUUUGAGCCGUUCAUCACUUAUGGCGCAAACCAGUUGGCAGGGAAGUUCGAAUUUGAGAAUGAACGAUCCCUUAAUCCCUUCUUCUCGAAGUUUGUUGAUGAGACCGAGCGGCGGAAGGAAUCAAGGAAGCUGGAGCUUAACGGUUACCUAACCAAGCCAACCACUCGCCUUGCUCGGUAUCCCCUCUUGCUUGAAAAUGUACUUAAAUAUACCGAGGAAGGAAAUCCUGAUCUUGACGAUGUUCCUAAGGCUAUGAAGAUGAUUCGCGACCUAUUGACUAGAGUCAAUGCCGAGUCUGGCAAGGCUGAAAAUCGUUUCAAUCUAAAGCGGUUGAAUGAACAACUUCGAUUCCGGCAGCCCGACCGCGUUGACUUGAAGUUGACGGAAGAGAAGCGCGAGAUUAUCUACAAAGGCGGACUCAAAAAGACACCAACAGACCCGUCGGACAUCCAAGUAUGGCUCCUAGAUCAUGCCGUGCUUAUGGUUCGCACAAAGACCGUAGGAAAGAAAGAAGAAGUCAAGGCUUAUCGCAGACCCAUACCACUCGAGCUGCUUUCUAUCCGUGAAAUGGAUGAGGUAUACCCGAAGGCCGGUAUUGUCAAACGACCCUCAUCCAGCUUGAUCCCGAAAGCUACCGCCAAUGACAACACCAAGAAGGAAGGGUUUCCCAUCACGUUCUGUCAUAUCGGCAAAAGUGGCUAUGAGUUGGCCCUGUACGCAGCUUCUCAACUCUCGAGAGCCAAAUGGAUGGAGCAUAUCGGGGAACAACAGGCCAUUCUUAGAAAACGUGGAGACGUCUAUAACCGUACCAAUUUAUCGACCUCAUUUUUCUCAGCCGCUAAUAGGGUCAACUGUGUCGUUCCGUUUGAUGGUGGGCGGAAACUUAUCUACGGCACCGAUUCUGGCAUCUUUGUCUCCGAUCGCAGGCCGAAGGAUGCAGAUGCGAAACCAAUAAGGGUGCUGGAUGCCACAUCCGUGACCCAGGUUGAUGUCCUCGAAGAGUACCAGUUACUCCUGGUGCUCUCGCAGAAAUCGUUGUUGUCCUAUCCAUUGUCCGCUUUAAACCCUAAUGAGCCUGCGCUUUCCAAAAGGCCGAAGAAGAUCCAAAGUCACUGCAAUUUCUUCAAGACUGGCAUAUGUCUCGGUCGUCACCUGGUCUGCUGCGUCAAGUCUUCCGCCCUCUCGACCACGAUCAAAGUAUUUGAGCCUAACGAUGCCAUGUCGAAGGGAAAGAAGCAAAAGGGCUUCAAGAUGUUCAACAGUGGUCAGGAUGAGCUCAAGGCCUUCAAAGAGUUUUACAUUCCCACGGAAUCGUCCUCCAUCCACUUCCUCAAGACAAAACUUUGUGUGGCCUGUGCAAGAGGAUUUGAGGUGGUAUCACUGGAGACCCUGGAAACCCAAUCGCUCCUCGAUCAAGCUGAUACAUCCUUGGAUUUUGUGUCCCGCAAAGAGAAUGUUAGGCCCAUCCAAAUUGAGCGGCUCAAUGGGGAGUUCCUCCUCAAUUAUUCGGAGUUCUCAUUCUUCGUCAAUCGCAAUGGUUGGCGAGCCCGGCCUGAUUGGAAGAUCGAUUGGGAAGGGCAACCUCAAAGCUUUUCUCUCUCGUAUCCAUGGAUAUUGGCAUUCGAACCCAACUUCAUCGAGAUCCGGAAUAUUGAGACGAUGGCAGUGCAUAUUGUGCCGCAUAAGAAUAUUCGUAUGCUUCAUACAAGCACGCGAGAGGUGAGUCCAUCAAGCAAGUCUGACGUCGGCCUUGAAUCUGACACAGACGAGAUAAUCUACGCAUACGAGGACGAGCGAGGCGAAGAUGUUGUGGCCGCGAUCGACUUCUGGCCACAGGGCAGGCGUCCAGAAACCCAGAAUGCCACCCCACAACCAGAAUAUCGAAACCAUCAUCCACAGACUUCAUCGGGACACUAA
Messenger RNA from Venustampulla echinocandica, 3765 nucleotides. RefSeq names its product DBL homology (DH-domain). Gene Ontology annotation, molecular function: guanyl-nucleotide exchange factor activity. The transcript is spliced from 2 exons. Gene Ontology annotation, biological process: intracellular signal transduction. The record is from RefSeq and is a predicted model, not a curated record. Bases 1 to 3765 code for a protein of 1254 amino acids. Lineage: Eukaryota; Fungi; Ascomycota; Leotiomycetes; Helotiales; Pleuroascaceae.